UGCACUUAAAGAAUCACCUCCCACCAUGUCGACCUCCUUCGUCCAAGCGGAGAAGCUACGCCCGACCCCUUUCGAGGUGGAAUAUUUUGACCAGUAUGAUUUUUACAGCUUAACGGACAGAUACAGCACGCCAGGCGGCUCUUCCCGCAAGGGCCGUUCCAAGCGAGAGGCUGAAGAUAACACAAACCGUCCAAAUCCUGGUGGCCACGAACGUAAGAUCGUCUUGAAGCUGCAGCGCACAGAACAGAAACGAAAAGGGACCCCAUCCAAGGAAUGAAAACUGCAGCUCUGAGUCUUGACACACUACGCAGGUUCUGGACACAAUGGCAAUGUCUACGUGGAUACGGAGAUGGACGAACGGAUGGACGCUAGGCGACACGGCAGUUACUUGUGUUAAGGAGGCAG
Molecule: messenger RNA, 405 nt
Organism: Euleptes europaea (tarantolino)
Lineage: Eukaryota; Metazoa; Chordata; Lepidosauria; Squamata; Sphaerodactylidae
Gene: NUPR1
Product: nuclear protein 1, transcriptional regulator
Exons: 3
Coding region: 26-277 (83 amino acids)
Biological process (GO): regulation of transcription by RNA polymerase II; negative regulation of cell population proliferation; negative regulation of cell cycle
Cellular component (GO): nucleus
Source: RefSeq, a predicted model, not a curated record